AAAAAAAAAAAAAAAAAUAACCAGCCAAUUUGUACUUUACAAUCGAUCAUGGCCGACGUAAACGAAAAAGUUGUCGUUGUGGAGAACAAGAAUGCUCAAGACCCUGUUUUGCAGCUAGACUACAGCAUUAAGCACCCACUUCACAACACAUGGACUCUUUGGUUCGACAAUCCUGGUCGCAAGAACAGCGCUCAGAACUGGGCCCAGAAUCUGAAGGAAGUCUUCUCAUUCAGCACUGUUGAAGACUUUUGGAGCUCCUGGAGUAAUAUCACCAAAGUAACUCGUUUGGAUGUUGGCUCCAACUGCUUCGUGUUUAAGAAGGGUAUCCGACCAGAGUGGGAAGAUCCCAUUAAUGAAAACGGAGGCAAAUUCAGUGUUCAAUUCCAACGAACCAAGCAAAUGGGUGAGGCUGUCAACCAGCUCUGGCUCAAUGCCAUCCUUGCAUGCAUUGGAGAGCAAUUCAAGCUUGAGCAUGAGAUCUGUGGUGUUGUAUUGUCCGUCAGAAAGUCCUUCUUCAGACUGGCUCUGUGGACCAAGUCUGCCAACAAUAGAGACCUUGCUGAAGCUCUUGGAGAUCAAGGAGGUUUUGGAAUUAGAGGAAGCUACUGUCGAGUUCAUGCCACAUGGUGACCAGGCUACCAAGCCUGAAUUGCUCGAGCGCUUUACUGUUGGAGAACCACCUAAGGAAGAAGGUGAAGAGGAAGUGGAACAGCCAGAGUCAGCAUAGAU
This is a messenger RNA of Umbelopsis ramanniana AG, 729 nucleotides long. RefSeq lists its product as uncharacterized. NCBI's taxonomy places the organism in Eukaryota, Fungi, Mucoromycota, Umbelopsidomycetes, Umbelopsidales, Umbelopsidaceae. Gene Ontology annotation, molecular function: RNA 7-methylguanosine cap binding; translation initiation factor activity. The coding region runs from base 49 to 630 and encodes 193 amino acids. The transcript is spliced from 4 exons. The record is from RefSeq and is a predicted model, not a curated record. Gene Ontology annotation, cellular component: eukaryotic translation initiation factor 4F complex. Gene Ontology annotation, biological process: translational initiation.